Aspergillus ochraceoroseus IBT 24754 is the source of this 1199-nucleotide messenger RNA. Its product is annotated as 3-hydroxyacyl-CoA dehydrogenase family protein. NCBI's taxonomy places the organism in Eukaryota, Fungi, Ascomycota, Eurotiomycetes, Eurotiales, Aspergillaceae. Gene Ontology annotation, molecular function: NAD+ binding; oxidoreductase activity, acting on the CH-OH group of donors, NAD or NADP as acceptor. The record is from RefSeq and is a predicted model, not a curated record. The transcript is spliced from 3 exons. Gene Ontology annotation, biological process: fatty acid metabolic process. Bases 18 to 977 code for a protein of 319 amino acids.
CGUUUGCUGUUGCAGAGAUGCUGUCUUCCUCCCUCCGUGUGCUCGGCCGUAGAGGCCCCUCAAUGGCCUCCCGUGCAUUCAGCACGUCUCCCGCUGCCUAUGCUGCCGAGGUUAAAUCAUUGGGAGUCGUUGGUGCUGGACAGAUGGGACUGGGAAUUGCUCUCGUUGCUGCCCAGAAAGCUCAGGUUCCUGUCACUUUAGUCGACAGCUCGCAGGCCUCCCUUAAUAAGGGCCUGAAGUUCGCAGAGAAGCUACUCGAGAAGGACGUGGCCAAGGAGCGCAUCACCAGAGAUGCUGCAGAUGCUGCUCGCGCACGCAUCACUACCAGCUUGAAGCUGGACGACCUCUCGUCCAUGGACUUCAUUAUCGAGGCGGUCCCCGAAAUCCCCGAUCUAAAAACAUCCAUUUUCUCGCAACUCGCCCAGAUCGCACCCAAGCAUGCUAUUCUUGCCACCAACACAUCCUCCAUCUCGAUCACCAAGAUCGCCGCUGCAACAAGCACCGACCCCACCGAUCUCCAGGCUCCGUCGCGAGUGGUCUCCACCCAUUUCAUGAACCCUGUUCCUGUUCAGAAGGGCGUUGAAAUCAUCUCCGGCUUGCAGACCUCCAGGGAGACGCUGGACACCGCUGUCGCGUUUGUCCAGCGCAUGGGCAAGAUCGCGUCCCUCUCGGCUGACUCGCCCGGUUUCCUCGCAAACCGAAUCCUCAUGCCGUACAUCAACGAGGCUAUUAUCUGUCUUGAAACCGGCAUCGGCGGCCGUGAGGAUAUCGACAGCAUUAUGAAGAACGGAACCAAUGUUCCCAUGGGUCCCUUGACCUUGGCGGAUUUCAUCGGGCUUGACACCUGCCUUGCUAUCAUGAAUGUUCUCCACCAGGAAACUGGGGACAGCAAGUACCGACCAUCGGGCUUGUUGAAGAGAAUGGUCGAUGCCGGCUGGCUGGGUAAGAAGUCCGGGAAGGGGUUUUACGACUACUGAUGGAAUUGGUAAGGGUUUCAAUAUAUGGCGCACAGCAGAUCAUGCGUUCUCUUCUACCUAGUACAGUGUAGUAGUGUGUGUAUGUUUGUUAUUGCCAAAAAAUAGAUCCAUUCAUUCAUUGUUAUGCAAUGUCCAAAUUUGUGAUGAAGGCAUUUUAUUUUUACCACCUAACAACUGUAACUGAGUAGCCAUGGUAUCAAUCAAGAAUAAUCUGGACUGCUG